This is a messenger RNA of Neoarius graeffei (lesser salmon catfish), 3187 nucleotides long. RefSeq names its product F-box protein 40, tandem duplicate 2 (gene fbxo40.2). The transcript has 4 exons. Gene Ontology annotation, cellular component: cytoplasm. Lineage: Eukaryota; Metazoa; Chordata; Actinopteri; Siluriformes; Ariidae. Bases 102 to 2204 code for a protein of 700 amino acids. The record is from RefSeq and is a predicted model, not a curated record. Gene Ontology annotation, molecular function: protein binding; ubiquitin protein ligase activity; zinc ion binding.
GUUGGUAAGCACUUUGGAGAGUUCGGAGAGUUUUUUUGUUUGUUUGGUUGGUUUUUAAAUUGUUUAAGGCGCUGCUGAAAAUCAUUUUCACAGAGGCACAAAUGAUUAGAUAUAGGAGGUCAGCGCCAUCAACAGGCAAGAGGCUGCACAGGCACUGUGAGAGCUGCCACAGCAAAUACUGCAAAGCUCCUAUAGAGAUCACGUUGUCCUGCAUGAUCAUCAACUGCCGCUUGCUGUGUGGUGCCUCCUUUCACAUGUGCAAAGAGGAUGAACACAUACUGCUGUGUCCUAAUGAGAAGGUGCCUUGCAUCAAUGCCAACUAUGGAUGCCCUUUCACUAUGUGUCGUUCAAAGCUGGCCAAACACCUGGAAGUGUGUCCUGCUAGCGUGGUGGUCUGCUCAAUGGAGUGGAACCGUUGGCCGAUUGAGGACAUAAAGUCACCUUUAUUUAUUAACCUCAUGAAGGACAUCCAUAAGCAUAAAGCUCUGGACGUGUCCAUGGCUCUCAGAGAUCAGAGGCAGCUAUGCAGCAGGCUGAAAAUGAGAAACUUCUUUCCUCAGUUGAUGCAAGAACCAGAAGAACCCAUUCCAACAGAAGCAGAAGAUGAGGCAGCAGGGGGUGACUUUUUGGUUAAUGGAAGCCAUGUGAAUUGCACGCGAGGUGAGAUCUCAAAAAAUGGCCCUGUUAGUGUCCAGCUGGAGGAAUGUGUUGAGAAAGAUCUCAGUGUGGAUAAAGAAAAAUACAACAUAUACGAGAAGAUGUUUAGCAAGGAGAGAGGGGGCUGCAGGCAGGCUCAGGAAGAAGAAUCAAAAACAAGAGUUCAAAAAGACAAGACUGGAUCAACUAAAGGUUCAGUUAACCCAUCUACUCAUGAUCAACAAGGAACUGUGUUAGAUAGGCAUGGAAGAGAUGCUGUUCAAUCAGAGAUCUCUAAAACUGGCUUUGCUCCUUGGCAAGAAGGAGUUCUAGAAAGACUUCGUCAAGAAGUAAAUCCAAGAGAGUACAACAUGUAUGUGGUUCACCAUGGACGUAUGCUUCUCGCCUUUGGCCAGAUUGAAGCUUGCACUCCCAAAGAUAAAGAUUUUGUUUACGGAAGCCUGGAACCAAUACCAGUUCAAACCCUUUGUUCUUUUAAUGUUCCCAUCAGUUACAGGCACAAACGUAUCCAUCUUAAAGAUCCUUCCACCCGAGUGCGCACUGAGCACAAGUGUGUGGACACAUCUGAUUUGUGUUUGUCUACGGAUGAGGACACUCAGAAGAUGGAUGAGAUGUUUGUAACUUUGCUGAGCGCUGCCGAAGUGGAGAUCAGAGGACACAAGAUCAGUGAAUCUGUGGCCACAGACGGACUUUAUGUUGAUAUUGCAACUCAGACAUAUGACUUUCUCACAGCUCCAUUUAAGUACAAUGCCACUUUGGCUGAUAUUACAGAGGAAAGGGAUUCAAAACUUUAUCUUCAGAUCGAUACAGAGAGUGUGACACUGAGACACAACAAAUCCACUUCGGCAUUCACAUUUAUGUGUGAACAUUUCUUCAGAAGGGAUGAGUUUGCAUCUCACUUUAAAAACGUGCACUCAGAUAUCCAGUCUUGUUUGAAUGGCUGGUUUGAGCAGAGGUGUCCUCUGGCUUAUCUGGGCUGCACCUUCAACCAGAGAAGACUGCAGCCCUCCACACACAGAGCCACAGUCUACUUUAACCAGGACCUCAGCAUCUUUACGCUCAGACCCGAUAUUGCCACAUCUCAUCAUCUCAUGGCUGAUUCCCAAAUGGUUCCAGCACAACAAACACAAGUUGGAUAUGAGGAUUCUCUCAGUAAUCUUCCUUUUGAGGUGCUGCGUCAGAUCGCUAAGUGCCUGGACAGUUUCUCUCUUUCCCAGCUGGCCCUGGUGUCCCGACUUUUCCGAGAUGUUUGUGCCACGUUCCUGCAUGAGAGAGGAAUGGUCAGCUUGAAAUGGAGGAAAAGACUAUACUCUCACGGUGGAGCCAAGUGGAAAUCAUCCAUAGUUUGGGAAUUCAGCAGUCUGUUCAGCAGAGUGAGCACUUGGUGUAUUGCUGACACUCUUCCCAUGGCUGAGCAUCUUAAACACUGUCCAUUUUACCAAAGAGAACCCAAAACCAAACCUUUUCCACUGCCCAGCUUAUGGAAGAACAAUGAAGAUCCAAAGGCUCAGAAAAAUCUCGUCACACAAUUUAUGGAGUGGAGCUAACAUUAACAUGAUUACUAGUUUGAUUUGUUGUGCAAUAUUUAUAAAUUAUUGCAGUUAUUGCACUAGACUGAAUGAAAAGAAAAAUGUAGUGCUCACCAGAACAUUUUUAGGGCAAAUGUUAACACUGACCUUUUGGAUCAGACUAAAAUGUACUGCUUCCUAAGUUGUAAUAAGGUACAUGUUUUGAUGUUUCGGUAGAAUAGUAAUGUAAGGAUGAAAAAUUAAAAGCUUAUAAUUCAUUUCACCUCGCUCCUUGUAGCUGCUUGAUCAAGAGUAACCAGUGGAAGUUCCACCAACACCCAUCUGUUUCUAUGUUCCAUGCCAAACACUAUGAUCUCUAGUGUCUAAAACUUCAUCCUGAAGAUUCAACCAUGACUGAAUGGACUGACAUUGGACACACUUUCCACAAAUGAUAAAUGGAAAUUCAUGGAAAGUUUUACCUUAUCAGUGAUCAUGCUUUGCUUUUUGUAUUCUUUAUCAAUUAUAUUAUAUGGCAAAAUGGACACCUGAGUAUUGAACAUCCCAUUCCAAAUUCAUGGGCAUUGAUAUGGAAUUUGCUUCUAUAACAGCCUCCACUCUUCUGGGAUGGCUUUCUACAAGAUUUUGGAGUGUCGCUUUAAGGAUUUGUGCUCAUUCAGCCGCAAGAGCACAAGAGGUCAGGCAAUGAUUUAAGAUGAGAAGGCCAGGUUGAUGCACCUUAAUUACAAAGGUGUUUAAUGUGAGGUCAGGGCUCUCUGCAGGCCACCUUAAUUCUUACACACCAACCUUGGCAAAUCAUGUUUUUAUGGAUCACACUUUGUGCACAGCUGCAUUGUCAUGCUGGAACAGGUUUGAGACCUUUAGUUCCAGUGAAAGGAAAUCUUAACGUGACAGCAUAGAAAGAUAUUCUAGACAAUUGUAUGCAACAGUUUUAUGAAGACUUUUGUGAAUAUGGGUGUUCUGGUCAGGUGUCCACAUACUUUUGGCCAUAUGGUUUAACAUCA